Gongylonema pulchrum is the source of this 411-nucleotide messenger RNA. The record is from the annotation of a GenBank genome assembly. NCBI's taxonomy places the organism in Eukaryota, Metazoa, Nematoda, Chromadorea, Rhabditida, Gongylonematidae.
AUGGGCGAUAACGACUUCGAAUAUUUGCCUGCUGACAUCGAAAAUUUAUCGAGUCUACAAAUACUGGUGCUUCGUGAAAAUGAUUUACUCGCUCUGCCUAAAGAAAUCGGCAGAUUGUACCGCUUAAAAGAACUUCAUGUACAGGGAAAUCGAUUGACCGUCUUGCCUCCGGAAAUCGCUGGACUGGACCUUAUUGGUCCAAAACAAAUUCUUCGGCUUGAAAAUAACCCAUGGGUACAACCAUUGGCUGAAGCUUUAGCAAGAGGCCAUAAGCCGCUGUGGGAUUAUUUACGGUCUGAUUCGUAUAAAUACCAAUAUGGACGCCAAGAAUCGGGAAUCAAUCAAGCGCCACCAAAAGCUCGAAAUAAGGAUAAAAAAAUUAGUAGGCAAAAAGUGAAACAAGGAUGCUAG